GAGUAAAACCUUCUUCUUCUUUUUCGUUUUAUUUUGGGCUCCAAAUUGCGCUAAUUUGCCCUUUAAAUAGCUUCUUAUAGCUUCCAUUGAUGGCAAUUAAAAAAGAUUCUUCAUUGACCCCUCUCUCUCUGUCUACAAAAAAUACACCAAAUGACAUGCAAUUCUUUGUUUUUCUCUCUCUAAAACUGCCUAGUUUCCCUUUCUUUGGAGCUUCUUGAUUGCUAUUCCCGUCUAUUCUUGUUGUUGUUUGGUUUAUUCUUGAGCAUCUCCUCAUUUUUCUUCAUCUUGAUGAAACUGGCUGCAAGGGUGGAGAUUCUGGGCGUAACUUGAGACCCAUUUGGAAGAUUUGUCUCAUUCUUCACCGUAACAUUGCAUAGACAUAAAACCCAAAUAAAGAGAGACCCAUUUUCAAGACCCAGUUAAAGAAAAACCCAUAUAGAGAAUUCUGUCCAGUCGAAGGAGUCGAGGGGAUCAAAAUGUUUAAGCCCAAGUUCUAUUCGAAAUGCAAGUCAUCAACAAAGACCACGAAGAUGCGAAUUGAGGCGUUGAAGAAAAAGAAGGGUUCGGUGGUGAAGUACCUUAAGAGCGACAUUGCAGAACUUCUCAGGACUGGUCUUGAUUACAAUGCUUAUGGCAGGGCUGAAGGGCUUAUGAUAGAGCAAGACAGGUUAUCCUGUUACUGUAUGAUUGAUCAGUUUGUUGGGUGUAUUUCAAACAAUCUUUCAGCCAUGCAGAAGCAGAGGGAGUGCCCUGAAGAAUGCAGAGAAGCUGUAGCAUCCCUCAUUUACGCUACAUCUAGAUUUUCUGAAUUUCCAGAACUCCGUGACCUUAGAACUCUGUUCAUCGAGAAGUAUGGGAGUUCCCUUGAAUCAUUCACAAGCAAAGAGUUUGUGGAGAAACUGAAUUCGAGGACCGUGACAAAGGAGAUGAAGUUUCAGUUACUGCAUGAUAUAGCACAAGAGUUCUCUAUUGAUUGGGAUGCUAAGUCUUUGGAACAGAUGCUCUUUAAACCUCCGUCACCUAAACAAGAGAGCACUUAUGAUGAUUCGUCCAACCAAAAGACUGACGAUGAUGAAUACAAACAGAAGAAAAGCAGGGAUGAAGUAAUCCAGGAAGAGAGGAAAAAGCUGAACAAUAUGGGGGAUUAUAUUGCAGUGAAAAGAAAUGAAAAAAACCUUACAUCUCAAGCCAGAAAUGAUGUCAUAAAUGGUGGAAACAAUCAACGAAGCAGUAGUGAUGAUGAAGAGGUUUCAGUUGGCAGAAGAUACUUCACGGACCCAGAUAGCCAACUGACCAGUUCAACUUCAGUGGAUAGCUGUUCGGAGGAGGAAGUAAACAGUGGAAGGCCCUUUUACUCCAAAUUUAUGCCUCCUUAUUUCAAGCAAAAAGCCGAAAGAGAAGAAAGCAGUCUAGCAGAGGAGUCCUCAAAACUAAAAAAUAACAUUGUUGCAGUUGCAAACAACCACAAAGAUGAUUCGGUUCAGGAGGAAAAGCCAAAGCCAAGAUCAGUUAGAAGGAGAAACUUGAUGCCACCUCCAGGUCGAGAAAACAUCGGCAGUAUGGGAACAAAUCCUGCUUCGAACACUAAGCUAAAUGGAAAGAAACAAAAAGAGCCAAGGGAUGAGAUGGAUGAAGAGGAAAAGGAACUUGAUGAGCUUCUGAUGCACUACACGAAGAAAGAUUUCCUCGGAGAACCGAGGGAAGGGAAGCCAUAUCUAAAACCUCCUCCUUCACAUUAUAAACAUGAAAAUGCUGAAGGCAGCACAAGGCAGGGAAAUACCAAGUUAGCUGUUCCACCAGGCAGAGCAGCAUCUAUGCCAGCUGAACCAACAAUGCCUACCGAGUCAAGUAAGUCUCAUGCUCGACACAAUUCGUUGCAGCCUGAGAUAUUUCCUGGACAUGUUCAUCCUAAGCUACCAGAUUAUGACGAUCUAGCAGCUCGAAUUGCAGUUCUUAAAGGGUGAUAAAUAAAGAUAGCACUAGAAUAUUAGGAAAGAUCAACGUUCUAUUGUUUAGCUUGCUUUGGCUUAAGAGCUUGGAUUCUUCUAUUCAUUGGUCACACGUAGGAAGAGUAUAUGGUGGUUGGUCACUGUUAGUUUGCAUAUUAUUUGAUUUUAAGUUUGGUCUCUACUGUAUAAAUAUAGCUUCAAUUGUCCUUUCAGUUUGUUUAAUGGUCCAAUGCAUAUGAGCUUGAAAGUGCA
Molecule: messenger RNA, 2201 nt
Organism: Tripterygium wilfordii
Lineage: Eukaryota; Viridiplantae; Streptophyta; Magnoliopsida; Celastrales; Celastraceae
Exons: 6
Coding region: 477-1964 (495 amino acids)
Biological process (GO): protein transport
Source: RefSeq, a predicted model, not a curated record